Molecule: messenger RNA, 6522 nt
Organism: Dacryopinax primogenitus
Lineage: Eukaryota; Fungi; Basidiomycota; Dacrymycetes; Dacrymycetales; Dacrymycetaceae
Product: DNA/RNA polymerase
Exons: 5
Coding region: 91-6498 (2135 amino acids)
Biological process (GO): mitotic cell cycle; base-excision repair, gap-filling; nucleotide-excision repair, DNA gap filling
Cellular component (GO): nucleus; epsilon DNA polymerase complex
Molecular function (GO): DNA-directed DNA polymerase activity; nucleotide binding; DNA binding
Source: RefSeq, a predicted model, not a curated record
GAAAGGUUUGAGGAUGUUAGGAUAAGGGACGAGAUUGACGAGAAGCUGGGGUUCGUUAAGUACCAGGAAGGGCCGAAAAAGAUCGGCUGGAUGGUCAACAUGCACCCGACUCUCGUCAAGGACGACGAUUAUGCUGGUGGGAAAGCAGGUGUGGACUUCUACUUCCUGCAAGAUGACGGUGGAAUGUUCAAGUGCACGAUGCUUUAUGAGCCGUACUUCUACAUCGGUGUCAAGAAUGGCCAUGAGACGACUGUCGAAGAAUGGCUCAUGAAGCGGUACGAGGGUCUCAUCUCUCGAAUCUCCCGUGAAAAGAAAGAAGAUCUGAAGAUGCCAAACCACUUGCUAGGCUACCGGCGUCUCUACCUUCAGCUGUGCUUCCGCAACGUAUCCGAUCUCCUUACCGUGCGACGCGACAUGCUUCCUCUUGCUCAAAGCAACCAGUCCAAGGCCAGUGCGAUCGAGGCGUAUGCCGAAGUUGUCGGAGCGGCGGAUAUGGGUAUCGAGAUGGAGAUGACGGAUGGAGUCGCCCCAGAAAUUCGCGGUGGACGGAAAGUCGAGCCCGAAGAAUGUAUUCACGAUAUCCGAGAGUAUGAUGUUCCUUAUUACCUGCGCGUGGGUAUCGAUAAAGACAUUCGUGUGGGAAAAUGGUACACCGUCACCGCUGCUUCUGGUGAGAUCACUCUCGCAGAGAUGCCUGAGCGAGUGGCUCGUGCAGAGCCUGUCGUCCUCGCUUUUGAUAUCGAGACAUCGAAAGCGCCUCUGAAGUUCCCCGAUCAGAGUCUGGACCAGAUCAUGAUGAUUUCAUACAUGAUCGAUGGACAAGGAUUCCUGAUUACCAACCGCGAAAUAGUCAGCGAAGAUAUUGACGACUUCGAGUACACUCCGAAAGAAGGCUUCGAAGGACCAUUUACGGUGUACAACGAGAAAGACGAAGAGGCGCUUAUUCGACGCUUCUUCACGCAUAUCCAAAGUGCUAAACCCACCGUCAUCGCGACGUACAACGGCGAUUCCUUCGAUUUCCCCUUUGUGCAAGCACGAGCUCAGCAUCACGGCAUCGACAUGCUCACAGAGAUCGGGUUUGCGAAAGACAACGAGGACGAAUUCAAAUCACGUCCAUGUGCCCACAUGGACUGCUUUAGGUGGGUCAAGCGUGACAGUUAUUUGCCGCAAGGCAGUCAAGGCUUGAAGGCAGUGACAACGGCAAAGCUCGGCUAUAACCCAAUCGAACUCGACCCGGAGCUGAUGACGCCGUAUGCUAUGGAGCAGCCCCAAGUGCUCGCCCAGUAUUCCGUUUCUGAUGCCGUUGCAACAUAUUAUCUCUACAUGAAAUACGUGCAUCCUUUCGUGUUCUCGCUUUGUAACAUCAUUCCCCUAAAUCCGGACGAAGUGCUUCGAAAGGGGACAGGGACUUUGUGCGAGACUCUGCUGAUGGUUCAAGCAUACCAGAGCGCAGUUAUCAUGCCCAAUCGUCAUGAAGAGCCUUUCGGUAACACACAUGAGGGACAUCUACUAUCCUUCGAGACUUAUGUUGGAGGCCACGUCGAGGCGUUAGAGGCUGGGGUCUUCCGGAAUGACAUCCCGACGCACUUCAAGAUUGUGCCAGCAGCAGCUCAACAGCUGAUCGACGAUCUUGAUCGAGCGCUUCAGUUUGCAAUUGUCACCGAGUUCAAGACCACACUGGACGACGUAACGAACUACGACAUCGUGAAAGCGCAGAUCACUGCACUUCUCGAAGAGCUCCGUGACAACCCGAUGCGACAAGACAAGCCCCUCAUUUACCAUUUGGACGUUGCCGCCAUGUACCCCAAUAUCAUGUUGUCGAACCGUCUGCAGCCAGACUCCGUGGUAGACGAAGCGAUGUGCGCGGUGUGCGAUCAUAAUCGCCCGGGCAAGGAAUGCGAUCGCAGGAUGACCUGGGCAUGGCGUGGCGAGUUCUUCCCCGCAAAACGCGAUGAAGUUAACAUGAUCAGAUUUGCGCUGAACAAGGAGAUGUUCCCGCCGAAGUUUCCAGGAGGUUCGAAGCGACGCUACGUUGAUCUCAGCCCCUCUGAACAGAACGCUCUUCUACACAAACGUAUCGGCGACUAUUCUCGCAGAGUGUACAAGAAGACAAAAGAUACCGAAGUUGUUGUCAAGGAAGCCAUCAUUUGCCAGCGAGAAAAUCCUUUCUAUAUCAACACUGUUCGCAGUUUCCGAGACCGACGUUACGAAUACAAGGGUUUGCACAAGACCUGGAAGAAAAACCUCGACAAAGCCAAAUCAGCAGCCUCGAUGACACAGAUGGACGAAGCUAACAAGAUGAUUGUACUUUACGAUUCCCUGCAAUUGGCACACAAGUGUAUCUUGAACUCAUUCUACGGCUAUGUUAUGCGCAAAGGCGCUCGGUGGCAUUCCAUGGAGAUGGCGGGAAUCACAUGUCUGACCGGUGCCAACAUCAUUCAAAUGGCUCGUCAGCUGGUCGAACAAAUUGGGCGACCGCUGGAACUCGACACGGACGGUAUUUGGUGUAUGCUGCCAGGCACAUUCCCCGACAACUUCUUCCUCGAGACGAAAGGCGGGAAGAAACUCCAAUUAUCGUAUCCCUGUACCAUGUUGAAUCACCUCGUGCACGACCGAUUCACGAACCACCAGUAUCACGACCUGGUUGACCCAGCUACGGGGGCAUAUGCCGUACAUAGUGAAAACUCUAUCUUCUUCGAAUUGGAUGGGCCGUACAAAGCUAUGAUUCUACCAUCCUCUAAAGAGGAGGACAAGCUGCUCAAAAAGCGUUACGCCGUCUUCAACGAAGAUGGAUCACUUGCCGAACUGAAGGGCUUCGAAGUGAAACGUCGCGGCGAACUCCAGCUCAUCAAAAUCUUCCAGUCCGAGAUCUUCGAAAAGUUCUUAGGUGGCGAAACCCUCGACCAAUGUUACGCAGAAGUCGCCAAAGUCGCCGAUUCGUGGCUUGAUGUGCUUUACACAAAGGCAGAGGCUCUGACAGAUCAAGAGCUUGUCGAUCUCAUUGGCGAGUAUCGUAGCAUGUCUAAAACGUUGGCCGAGUAUGGUGCACAGAAAUCCACAGCCAUCAGCACUGCGAAACGUCUUGCCGAAUUCUUAGGGGCCCAGAUGGUGAAGGACAAGGGUCUUGCCUGUAACUUCAUUAUUUCGGCUAAGCCGCAAGGUGCUCCAGUAACUGAGCGAGCGGUGCCGGUAGCUAUCUUCUCAGCGGAGGAAUCGAUCAAACGACAUUAUCUAAGGAAGUGGCUGAAGGAUAAUAGCCUCAUCAAUUUUGAUAUGCGGUCCAUCCUCGAUUGGGACUACUACAUUGAGCGUUUAGGCGGUGUCAUCCAGAAGCUCAUUACUAUUCCCGCGGCCUUUCAGAAAGUGUCUAAUCCAGUACCUCGGGUUCGUCAUCCAGACUGGCUACAUCGGCGAGUCGCAGCGCAGGAGGAUAAAUUUCAGCAGCACAAGAUAACCAAUUUCUUCCAGUCUGGCCCCAAAGUCGUUGCCGCAUCGGCGGAUAUUGAAGAUAUGGCUGGGUCACAGGGCAAGGUACCGCGGGCCAAAGUCGCAGUGGUCACAAAGAAAGUGCCUUCCAAGAAGACGAAACCUCUCCCUGAUUUGAAGAAGAACUAUCCCGGUUGGUUGAAAGCUAUGCGGCGUAUCUGGAAAGUCAAGCGCGAAGAAAGACUCGGCGGCUCUACAGCUAUGAUAGUCCCCGCAAUGUUUCGUGGUACUCAAGUCCGGGAGGCCCGUUCCUGGGACAUCUUCCAGAUCCGACCCACAGACAAGCCAGGCCGAUUUAUCAUGUGGUUGCACACCGACACGGAAUUCAUGCCUAUUCCGCUCCGAGUACCGCGGCAAUUUUACGUCAAUUACAAGGAGAUGCCGGAAACUGGCACCUUCCUUCCUUCCUACCUCGCGGAGAACCUCACACGUACUCUACCGCACGAUCAACCCUGCUUGAAUCUGUUCCGGAUCACUGUGCCCGAGAGCCUGUAUUUGGAAGAGGAGUCACACUUUACUGGUCUCAUUGCUAACGUGAACGUCGAUGGCGUUUAUGAAAUGCAAAUACCUUCGGAUCUGCGAGCUGUUCUCAAACUCGGUCGCUCAUGCUCCAUCACACGUGAGGCCGGAAUUAACCUCAACCGAGCACGCUCAACCGGACUAGACCUACAUCAGCUUGAACGACCGUCAAAUACGAUGAUCAAAAGAGCAUACCUGGGAGGAGGGAAAACACUGAACUGUGCACUGCUCGUUCACUUCACUGGUGAUCGCCGACAUGUGUUUGCUCUGUUCCGCCCAGAUGGAACUGUUGGUUUACACCUAGUCGACCCUGCCCGGGAAAGGCAGCCUCCACAGAAACUGGAAGAAGCUUACAAGGCCAAGCUCGAAUUUCUACGCCAACGAAGACCUGAGUCGAUAUUUGAGACCGCCGUCGACUAUCCUGAGGACCUUGUCGUUGAUCCCGCAGUAUAUCACACGUCGGAAGACAGAGCUCUUAAGGCCGUCUUAGCAGCACUGAGCAAGAUGCCUCAACAUGCGUCCUUGCUUCUCAUCUCCUCUGAUAAGACCUUGUCGUACUAUGAGCAAGGUGUUCCGAAGAUCUCAACGUUCCCGGUGAUGAUGAUCCCGAGCCGACCAGGUGCACAUGGGAUGCCCGUAUUCUCGUGGCAGAAGAUCGUUGUGAGCCAUAUGAUGUCCCGCUACGUUUCGAUGGGAUCCUGGCUGUAUCAGGAGAUCCAACGGGCUGCAUACCAUGAUGUGCCGGUCGGCAAUGUGCCUGCAGAUCGUGAACUGUUCUAUGCGGAUGUUGACUUCUCACGUCGUCUCAUGGACCAAGAUAUUCUUUUAUGGUGGUCUUACACCAAUCGACCGGACCUAGGGGGCCGUGAGGAUGACAGUAAUAUCUCCGCUGAUGAGGUCUCCAAUCCCGAGAUUUCCGCCCCAGGAUGCUUCUCAAAUGUGGCCGUUGCAUUGCAACUGCAACAGCUCGCUGUGGACGCCGUCAUGCAGUCAGCCCUAGUGAACGAAAUGGAAGGCAGCGUGGGCGGAAAUGCGGCUAUUGGGGCAGCAUCGCACAACUUGGACGAGUACACUAACGGAGCCUCAGACGCAGCCAUCACACUAGGCGACAUUGUAUUACCUGCAUCAACAUUUGCUAUCCUGAAAGCUACGGUGAGGUCAUGGCACGGCGACAUGGUUCAUGGAAACAUGGACGCCAAGACGGUUCUCGAUCAUCUAUGGCGUUGGUUGUGCAGCACAGACGCUCGCAUGUUCGAUCCGAUAUUGCAGCGUUUCGUACACCAGCUGAUGAAGAAGACAUUCCUGCAGCUUCUGGCCGAAUUUCGCCGACUUGGCUGUAGCGUGAUCUCGGCGGACUUCAGCCAAGUCAUUUUGCUAACCUCCAAACCGCCCGGGACAGCUUCCGCCUUCUUGACAUAUCUCCUCACUGCCGUGGAAAAUCAGGAAUUAUUCCGAUACGUCAAUCUCCGGAUCGAUCGAGUUUACGACUUUAUGCUUUUCAUGGAUCGUAGUAACUUUGGCGGCUUUGUCCACGAAGAUCUAGCUGCACUCGACAAACCAGAUGGCACAGCAGCGCUGAUGAUGUGCUGGAACAUCCAGCGUUUCCUACCGCCUACCCUGCAGAAUGAUUUCGCACAGAUCAUUCGCAAGUUUAUGACCGACUUGUAUGAGGACAAGCAGAAACGCGGGCACAGUAGGACACCUCUCAGAGUCAUACAGAACUUGACACAGGACCAGACGGCUGUGGCAACGGCAGACAAGAUGCAGGAGGUCGAACGAGUGCGGAACUAUGUCUCGAAUCGCCUUACCCGUAGACUCCUGGCGAAGGUGCAACAGGUCGUCGAGCGCUACGAGAAAUCGACGAUGAGCGAGGCCCCUGAGGUAGAAGAAGACUUCGAGUUCCCCCUUCUCCCGGGCUCGUAUAUCAACUUCACCUCCCCUCCGGUCGAAUUUGUCAAGUUCGUGUGCGAAGUCCUCCGUCUACACAAAGACCUCUCCCUAGAAGUGGGCGUGCUGAAACGUAACCUACUAGAUCUGGUGCACGUACGCGAGUUCGCCGAUGAGGCACAAUUCAAGAACCCCUGUGAAAGCUUCAAGCUCCCCAUGGUGAUCUGCACCCAGUGUUCCAGCCAGCGAGAUAUGGAUUUCUGCAGGGAUGAGGACCUGUUCCCCGACCCCGGAUCGUCGAACCCCAAGACAUGGGCCUGUGCAGACUGCGGACACCCGUAUGAUCGGGCCGCUAUCGAGGUGUCCCUUAUUGACAGCGUGAGAAGGCUCGUAACCGCCUUCCAGCUGCAGGAUAUGCGGUGCGGGAAGUGCAAGCAGAUCAAGAGCGAUAACCUGAGCGCGUUCUGCGCAUGCUCUGGCACUUAUGGGCUCACGCUUGGGAAGCAGGAGACGAGGCGGCGCUUGCGGACGGUUGUCAAUGUUGCAGCGUUCCAUGGCCUCAGUUUGCUAAGGGACUAUACGGAAGGAGUACUGAUGCGGUGGUAGGAUCGGCGAUGACAUAUCCAUCCA